AUAACGAAGUUGUUGGAUAUUGGAUUAUUCCGUGUUGGACUGCGUUGCCUGAACGUUGUUGGUUAGCGCAACAGCAUCAAUUCCUCAAGCAUAUUGAGUUAAGAUUUACUUGGUUUACGUUUAGUGUUUUGUGGUAUUCCCUCCGUUUGAGAUCGUGGCUCUUUUCCGUAACGUUAAAUUCGUAGAGUGUGGUUGGUUAUAGUGUAACGCGAAGACUACGAAGACGACGACGCGACGAGCUACGACGUUCGUUCGCUCUAUGCAUCUUCUAUACCUUCUAUGUUAGUUAACCUUCGGGACAAAUAGAUAUUAAAAUCUGUAUGCUAGUAGCGCACUAGAUGAUGUUUUGGUAGCUAUCCAUCGUGUAUCUAUAUGUGAUUGCAUCUGAAUUAGUUUUUUAUAUUAACUGAGUUCGUAGAAAGAUUUGAUCUUUGCACAUGGCUCCGAUAGCUAAAUUGAAUUUUUUUAUUUGAAAAAAAAAAAAAAAAUCAUAGCAAAAAGGAUUAAAGUGUGUGUAAAGUGGAUAAAAUACAAAAUUGUUAUCUGACACUUAAAACUACCUAAUAUCUAAUUUUUGCGGGUUUAAUUUAUAUCAUCAACAAUUAAAACAUCAUGAAGCUGUUUGUGUUAUUUGUUUUCAUUGGAGUGUGCAGUAGCAUAUCGGCCCUAUCACUGGACCCAGCGGCAUCUAGUGAGUUGGAACAAUAUAUUAAAGGAGACUGUGUUAUAUCGAUGAGGCAUAUUAGACCCCGCCGAAAGCUGCACAUAUCCAUUGAGGCACUUUUUAUGAUUGAUUUUCCAAGCCUCAAACAUAGAAUGUCAUUCUUUUUGGACCGAAAACAACAACGUGUUACGCUCGAUAUAAGCUUCAAUUCAGUUACAACUUCUAAACAUUUCGAAAUUCCGAAUAUUAAUGAGACCAGUACCAUACGCUCACUGGCCCUAUAUUUCCAUAAAGAUAAAAUAUCACUCAUAGUUGAUUGCAAGGAGGUUGCAAAACACGAAAUUGAUUUGAGCCUUUCGAAGCUAUACACUCAAAUGGAAGAUCCAAUUAUAAAGCUUUUCCGUGAACGAAAAUAUCCUCUACAUUUCGACGGUACUGUUGAAGAUGCCCUCUCACGCGCUAAUUGCCAGAAAGGAUUACACCGCCGUGGGAACAGAAAAAUGCUGAAAAACCGAACGAGUGAAAAGGAGAAAAAUAAGAAACGCGAUGUCCGAGAUUGGUUCAGCCAAGAGCCAUCAGGAAAUAACAACGAACCCUAUCGACAAACACAGGGCUUAUCGACAAUUGAAAAUAUUAAUGAUGUGCAAAGGCGUGGAGAUAUUCCUGUAAUUCCCGGCGAUUGUGAAGACGCCCUCACAAAAUCACUAGCGGAUUUAAUGGCCUUAGUGAAGUUGCUCCGCGAGGAUAUAUCACACCAACGCAAGGAAAUCGCUUAUUUAAGAACACUGAUAGAGAAUUGUGCGGGAUGUAAGCCAGGAGAAUUAAAAGCAGCAUCAUGUCGCACCGCAAAUCCUUGCUAUCCUGGUGCCGAAUGCUAUGAGACGCCGUCCGGUUUGAGGUGUGGCCGUUGUCCUCAUGGUCUUGUUGGCGAUGGGAAAAACUGCAAGCCAGGAGUAUCUUGUGUGGAUAGACCAUGCUUUACUGGCGUUCAAUGUCAUGAUACAAUAAAUGGAGCACAGUGCGACUCAUGUCCCAUUGGCUAUGAAGGUGAUGGAAAAACUUGUACAAUAAGAAAUGCAUGCUUAGAUGGACCAUGUCCUUCCGGAGUGGAAUGUGUACAAACCAGUUCAAGACCAUUCUAUCAAUGUGUAUCAUGCCCUCGAGGAUUCUUUGGAAAUGGAAGCAAAUGUCAUGACAUUGAUGAGUGCGAUCUAUACGAGCCAUGUGAUGCCAAUACAAUAUGCGUAAACCUGAGUCCGGGUUUUAGAUGCGAACGUUGUCCUCCAGGUUUCCAUGGCAAUCAUGCUAAUGGUUACUCUGCAACAUAUUAUUCGCCAAGCUAUAAACGACAAAUGUGUCACGAUAUAAAUGAAUGUGAAGUAGGGCUUUCACUAUGUGAUAAGAACUCGGAGUGCAUUAACACAAUCGGCUCGUACCAAUGCAAAUGUAAGGAGGGUUUCAUAGCAAACAGUACGUUUGGAUGUUUCCCAAUAACAGAUAUGUGCCCCGAUGGAACUAUUUGUCACAAAAAUGCCCAGUGCAAAUAUGCUGGAGACUUCGAAUAUGGAUGUAAGUGUAAGGUUGGCUGGGCUGGUGAUGGUUUCAAUUGUGGGAGGGAUAGAGAUCUUGACGGUUGGCCUGAUUUCCAGUUAAGUUGCUUCGAUGCUAAAUGUAAGUCCGACAACUGUCCCAAUAUACCGAAUUCUGGUCAAGAAGAUGCUGAUAAGGAUGGAAUAGGAGAUGCAUGCGAUGAUGACGCAGAUGGCGAUUCGGAAGAAAAUGAUAAAGACAACUGCCCUUUUAAGUACAAUCCUGAUCAAAGGGAUUCAGAUCAUGAUGGUUUGGGUGACGCAUGCGACAAUUGCCCCUAUAUUCCUAAUCGACGUCAAAUCGAUUCUGACGGAGAUGGCAACGGGGAUGAUUGCGAUGAUGAUGUCGAUAAGGAUGGUGUUCUUAAUAAAUAUGACAACUGUCCUACAGUCCUUAAUCCAAAUCAAUCGGACAUCGACAACGAUGGAAUCGGUGACGCAUGUGACAACUGUGCAACAAUUCCGAAUCCCUCGCAGGAAGACAGAGACAGUGACUUAGUGGGAGAUGCAUGUGAUAGUGAUAUCGAUGGAGACGAUGAUGGAAGACAGGACAGUGAGGAUAAUUGUCCUAUGGUUAGUAACCCCGAUCAGUUGGAUACAGACGGAGAUGGCAAAGGAGAUGCCUGCGACGAUGAUAUCGAUGAUGAUGGAAUACCUAAUUAUAAAGACAACUGCCCACUGACCUACAAUCCAGAUCAAUUGGAUCUAGACAAAAACGGAAAAGGUGAUAUCUGCGAGAAAGACGAAGAUCAAGACAAAGUUCCGAACUUCCUUGAUAAUUGCCCGAACAAUUCCAAAAUAUAUUCAACCGACUUUCGGUCAUUCCAGACGGUUAUACUGGACCCAGAAGGCGACUCGCAAAAAGAUCCCAACUGGGAAGUACAUGCAAAUGGCUCAGAGAUUGUUCAAACGCUUAACAGUGAUCCCGGAUUGGCUGUUGGUUAUCCUGCUUUUGGGGGCGUUGAUUUCGAAGGCACAUUUUAUAUUGACACCGAUACUGACGAUGAUUAUGUGGGUUUUGUGUUCAGUUAUCAAAGCAAUCGAAAAUUCUAUGUGGUCAUGUGGAAAAAACUUACUCAAACCUAUUGGCAUUCAACACCAUUUAGAGCAUCUGCUGAGCCAGGUAUUCAAAUUAAAUUAGUCGAUAGUUCUACAGGUCCAGGGUCGAUGUUGAGAAAUAGCCUGUGGCAUACAGGCGAUACACGGGAUCAAGUGAAAUUACUGUGGAAAGAUCCGGCAAAUGAGGGAUGGAAAGAAAAAACUGCAUACCGUUGGGCCCUAAUGCAUCGUCCUGAUAUUGGUCUUAUAAGAUUGAGAAUUUUUGCUGGUGAUGAGUUGGUGACCGAUUCGAAAAAUAUCUACGAUUCAACACUCAAAGGAGGACGUUUAGGGGUAUUUUGUUUCUCUCAAGAGAUGAUCAUUUGGUCUGAUUUGGCAUACAAAUGUAAUUCACGUGUGCCUAUCAAGGUUUAUAAUGAACUAUCGGCAAACUUGAAACAAAGGGUUGAAGUUGAUAGCAGCAUCUAAUUUUCAUGUGAUGGAUCUAGAUGACUACCAGAGAAGAGCAAGAAGUCUCAGUACAAUAAAAACCGAUGUGCCACGUAGUAUUCUACACUUUUUUAUUUAUAAUUUGUUCUUUCCAAAAAAAAGCUAUUAAAGAAACAUAAUUGUAAGAACUUUUUAUGUACAAAAAAUUAGUUUCUUAUAAAAAAUUAUGAUAUUUUCAUAA
Messenger RNA from Eupeodes corollae, 3982 nucleotides. RefSeq names its product cartilage oligomeric matrix protein (gene Tsp). Gene Ontology annotation, cellular component: extracellular region. Gene Ontology annotation, biological process: cell adhesion. The record is from RefSeq and is a predicted model, not a curated record. Lineage: Eukaryota; Metazoa; Arthropoda; Insecta; Diptera; Syrphidae. Gene Ontology annotation, molecular function: calcium ion binding. The coding region runs from base 613 to 3780 and encodes 1055 amino acids. The transcript has 16 exons.